Molecule: messenger RNA, 1915 nt
Organism: Cladophialophora immunda
Lineage: Eukaryota; Fungi; Ascomycota; Eurotiomycetes; Chaetothyriales; Herpotrichiellaceae
Exons: 2
Coding region: 175-1836 (553 amino acids)
Biological process (GO): transsulfuration
Molecular function (GO): pyridoxal phosphate binding; cystathionine gamma-synthase activity
Source: RefSeq, a predicted model, not a curated record
AUGUCGCCCCCUUCCCUGGUUGAUGGAUGACAAGGCCCGCGAUGUGCGCAUCGAGGUAGGUAGAAGAGAGAGAGAUAUAGGUGGCUCUUCUCGAAUACAUCUUCCCCUACCCACUAUACCUUGAUGAUAUUUCAGAUUCAGCAUCAAGAAUAGGAAGUAUUCCCAGCAACAACAAUGUCGCUCGAGAUCCAAACACCGUACGGAACGGCGCUGCCGCCCGCACCAAGGCACGCCAUCACCGUCCAUCUCCCCCAGUGGCAAUCGAUCGUGCGCUUCCGGGACCACGACCCGGAGCUGUUCAAGGCGCUCAAGAGCAUGUACCCGCGCUUCAUCCUGCACAAGGACGUCCUGGAGCUCACCGAGAAGAUCACCGAGUUCGCCGGCGUCGCGGGACAAGGCUGCUUUCUGUUCCCCUCCCUGCAAGCCGCGCGCGAUUGCAAGGAAUAUGCAACCUCUCCGCGCAGGGGAGAGGGGACGAUCCCGCGCGACAAGGUCUCGAUCCGGAUCUUCAGGACGCAUCGCCCGCUGCUGUACGCGGUCAUUUUCCCCGCCGAGUCCACGGGCACGGUGCACGGCUUCUGGGUCAACGCGGGCGUCGGCAUCUCCUCGCGCCUGGCGGAAGACUGCCUCCAGCAUAUCAGCUCGCUGCGAGAAGUCCCGGAGGGAGGAGAGGAUGAAGAACCCACCACUGACACGACGGCGACUGACGAUGCCGCUCGUCAACAGGUCAAGGAAAGGAUAGCAGGGCUGAUGAACCGGGCUCCGACCGACCCGCGACGCACGGCGCGAGUGUCGCCCACUGACGUCCACUUGUUCUCGACCGGCAUGGCCUCGAUAUACUGGGUCCACCGCUACUUGCUGAGCAGGUACGACUCGCCGUCCGUCCUGUUCGGCUUCUCGUUCCACUCGACGAUCCAUGUGCUCGAGGACUUUGGGCCCGGCGUCGAGUUCCUGGGCCUGGGGUCGGGCCAGGACCUCGACCGGCUCGAGGAACACCUCGUGACGCAACGGGACCAGGGGAAGACAGUGCAGGCGAUCUGGGCCGAGUUCCCCUCCAAUCCGCUGCUGAGCACGCCGGACCUGGGCCGGCUCAGACGCCUGGCCGACGAAUACGGCGCGCUGCUUGUCCUGGACGACACGGUCGGGAGCUUCUGCAACGUCGAUGUCCUCGACGUCGCCGACAUUGUCGUCACUUCCCUGACAAAAUCGUUCAGCGGGUACGCGGACGUCAUGGCCGGCAGCGCCGUCCUCAGCCCUCUGUCCGCACGGUACGCGGAGCUCAAGGCGUUGUUCGACGCGGAGCACCACGACGACUUGCACGUCCGCGACGCCGAGACGCUGGAGCACAACAGCCGAGACUACCUCGACCGCUCCGCCGUGCUGAACCGCAACGCCGAGAAACUGGUCGAGUACCUCCAGAGUAAGGCGCUGGAUCCCACCAGCAGCGUCACAGACGUCUUCUACCCGACCGUCAACCACGACACGCUUCCCAACUACACGCCCUAUAUGCGCAAAGCGACCCCUGAAUUCCCCCAUCCCGGGUAUGGGUGCCUCCUGAGCGUGGAAUUCCGCGACAUCGAGGCCACGAUCGCGUUCUACGACAACCUCCACGUCCACAAGGGUCCGCAUCUAGGGGCGCACCUGACACUGGCGUUGCCAUACUCGCUCGGCGUGUACGGGAACGAGGCCGACUGGGCGAGCGGGUACAAUGUCAGGCAGGAACAGGUGCGGAUUUCCGUGGGGUUGGAGGAGACGGAGGAGCUGGUCGACAAGUUCAGAUGGGCGGUGGAGGCGGCUGAUGGGCUCGGUAGGAGGAGCGUGGACUUGAAGAACUGAAUGCCCAAGGGGAAAAAAUUUCCGGUUCUGUAUGGAGCAUACCGAAACAUACAUAAGCCAUUGUCAACGUGAGAUAUCG